AGAUAAGGCUAAAUCGCCAGAGACCGAGAGGGGAGCAGCUGGUCGCCCCUUACCAAUCCACCGGCGGCGAGCAUGGCCGCCUUGCUCCACCAAGCGGCUCUCCAGCCACCUCACCCCACCCCACACCCCCAUCAUCCAUGGAUGCACUGCUCCCCCGCCACGUCCAUGCUCUCACCACCUCACGCAGCGCCCUCCAAACGACAACCAGCCCCAUCCCGGCGACUACGCGCAGCCGGCAACGGGAACGGCAGCGGCGUCGACACACCAGCCGCGGACAGCGCAAGCACGAACGCGCCGCCCAGCUUGAAGAAGACGAGCCGCAAAGAGAAGCUGCGGCAGCAGCAGCGGCUACGGGAGCGGGAGGAGCAGCAGCAGCUCCUCCUGAAGGAGUCGCUCGUCGAGGCCGCCCGCGAGGUGGACGGCGGCGGCGGCGGCAAUGACGACGACGAGAUACCGCAGGUGGUGUUCGACCGCAUCCUCAAGCGGAUCCUGUUCACGGUGGGCAUCCCCAUGGCGUCGGGCGUCGCCCUCCUCAACAUCUACGACGCGCUCAAGCGCGGGGGCGGGGUGGAGGUGCCGUCGUGGGUGCAGCUGCUCACCAUCCUCCUCUCCUUCGGCACGUCGGCGGGAGGGAUCGCCUACGGCACGCUGUCGACGAGCUGGGACCCGGAUAAGGAAGGCUCGCUGCUCGGCAUCGACGAGCUCCAGACCAACUGGCCCGAGCUAUGGAAGGAAGAUGACAAAAAGGAUGAGGAAUAACUGAUUACUGCGACUUGAAUGCUACAGACUGAAUCUUUUGCGAGUGUGUAAUGUAAUUCUUCACAAGUUCAGGGUGUGAAAUACUAGGCUAGAUUCUCCACUGGAAA
Messenger RNA from Lolium perenne, 866 nucleotides. RefSeq lists its product as uncharacterized. NCBI's taxonomy places the organism in Eukaryota, Viridiplantae, Streptophyta, Magnoliopsida, Poales, Poaceae. The record is from RefSeq and is a predicted model, not a curated record.